Molecule: messenger RNA, 883 nt
Organism: Psylliodes chrysocephalus
Lineage: Eukaryota; Metazoa; Arthropoda; Insecta; Coleoptera; Chrysomelidae
Source: the annotation of a GenBank genome assembly
CUACUGAUAAAGCAACUAUAUAAAUAUCCAGAUGGAUGUUUCAAAACUAUUCAGUUUCAGUUAGAGUACUAAAAUUGAAACAAUAAUGUUUGGUGUGAAAGUUGUUGCCUUAUUGGCUUUGGCACUUGUUGUCUCUGCUACUGACCUCGAAGAUGGUUUGGCCAUCAUGGCUUGCGCCAGAAGAGCCAUUAACGGUGGUGUACCUGAACUAAACAUCCCCAGCCACGAUCCUUAUGUUGUCAUUAAACACAACUUCAGCUGGUCAGGAGAUAUUGGAGUCCUUCUUACUAAUGCCAAAAUCAACUUCCACGAUAUGACCUGGGCAGGACUUGGCACCUGGGAAUUGAAAGCAACUCAACAAAGCAAGGAUGUCGAUAAAAAUGCCGUCUUCGAGUUCGAACUCUGGUGGAGACAAAUGGAGAUGGGUGGUAAAUACGAUGCAGUAGAAAAUUCAGGAUUCAUCCACCAAGAACAACACGGAGGUUUCUCGAUGUUAAUGAAAGAUACCGCAUGGAGAGGUUCCAUCGACCUGACCAAACCAAAUGAACAAAGCAACGGUACCGUCAACAGUGUUAAAAUCGAUUGGGACGUUAAAGAUCUAGAUAUAACAAUCGAUGGAUUGGGACUCAUUGACAGACCAGUUGCUGCAACCCUUGCAACCGCCUUCAAGGCCGGUUUAAACAAUCACUUGAUUAGAAACGCAGUUGGAGAUUUCAUUAAAAUGAGACUCGAAACCAUAUGGUGGAACACUGGAAAAGUGUGGGACCUCGUCCAAUGGUGCAAAGACCACCCAGCUACUUCUACCGAUUAUUAAAAGUUUAAUUAAAUUGGAAUAGAAACUUAGUUCGAUUGUAAUUUUUAUUAAAUAAAUUUAUUGAAUAUA